Benincasa hispida (wax gourd) is the source of this 585-nucleotide messenger RNA. Lineage: Eukaryota; Viridiplantae; Streptophyta; Magnoliopsida; Cucurbitales; Cucurbitaceae. The record is from RefSeq and is a predicted model, not a curated record.
AUGGCUCAUGCUGGAAACUUGAGGGGAGAUUUGCCAGUGCAAGAUCCUGUUUUUCUUGUUGCUAAUCAUAACAUCUCUAUGAGGGAGUAUGUAGUGCUAGAUCUUUACAAUUUUUCGCUAGGAAUUGCAAAACAAGUAGUUAAAGGGAAUGACAUUCUAGCCAACAAAAGAAAGAUCGGAGAAAAUGAAACAGUUGCACUAACAUACGAGUGUAGCGCUUUGUUUCAAAAUGAUCUCCCUGCUAAAAUGAAGGAUCCUGGGACUUUUACAUUACCCUGCACCAUAAGAGGGAAGAUGUUAGCCGAUAGAUCAAUAAAGCUUCCAGAGGACAAGAUAGAAGAUGUUCUCGUGCAGGUAGACAAGUUUAUCUUCCCCGCAGAUUUCAUUCUAUUGGAUUAUGAGGCAGAUAGAGAAAUUCCUCUCAUCUUGGGAAGCCCAUUUCUCGCCACUGGGCGAGCAUUUAUCGAUGUACAGAAGGGAGAAUUGACCAUCCGGGUUGAUGAUCAAGAGGUAAAGUUCAACGUACUCAAUGCGUUGAAAUAUCCAGGAGAUAUAGAAAACUGCCAAUAUAUCGAAGAACUGUAG